AUGUAUCUCGUUGUCACCCCGGAGAAUAUAGUCUGCCAUAUUGCAGAUGCUUCCCUCGUCACACAGAUAUGCAACGCACGGCAAAGCUUCCCCAAGCCAGUCUGGCAAUAUACAAUGCUCAAUCUGUACGGACCAAAUCUAGUCACAUGUGAAGACCAAGCUUGGGCGCAUCACAGGCGUCACGCAGCACCCACCUUCAACGAGAAGAAUAAUGCACUUGUCUGGCAAGAGUCUAUCCGUCAGGUGACAGAGAUGCUCGAUCACUGGCAGACAUCAGGCACAUCAGGGAAGCUGCAGGGUUUCGUGGUAGCGAGUACGAGAGGAGACCUUCUAAAUUUCAGUCUGAAUGUCCUCUCUGGUGCCGGCUUCGGGAUGAAACUUCCCUUCAAGCCAUUACCACAGGAGUCGACUAACGACCCUAAUGACAUGUUCAAAGAUACGGUAAAGCCCCCGGAGGGAUUCAGCUUCACCUUCCGGUCUGCCGUGGCGUACAUGAACCUAAGAAUCAUGACAGUAGUUUUGGCGACUUCCAUGCCGAGAUGGAUCCCUAGAGCAUUGAUUCCAUGGCUCAAGUCGGACUUUGAAGCUCAUAGGGACUUAGAGGCUUAUUUGCGAGAAUUGAUCAGCACUGGUAAAGCGGAGAAGACAGCUGACAGCAGUCAAAACUUGAUCCAGGGACUGUUGUUGUCCAGAAUCAAGGAGGGAGCAAGUGGGAGUUCGAAAGGCACUGGCUUGACCGAUUUGGAAAUCAUUGGGAAUAUGUACAUUUUCACCAUUGCGGGACACGAAACCACGGCAACCUCUUUGAGAUUUACUCUGCUGCUCUUGGCAUUGCACCAGGAUGUCCAAGACUGGCUAUACGAAAACAUCCUCGAGGCAACUCACGGCGAGCCUGAAGACGUUGCUUACUGGGAUUAUCAUCGCAUGUUCCCUAAGCUGAUUGCGCCGUUAUGCGUGAUGCUUGAGGUCCUUCGCCUUUACCCCCCGGUAGUGACGGUCCCUAAAAGCACGUCUGAAACCCCAAGUCCCCUCAACUAUCAAGGCAAGCAAUACCUUUUACCGUCGCGAGCCAAUGUCAACCUGAACGCAAAUUGCCUCCAUUAUUUAGAAGAAUACUGGGGUCCAGAUGCUGCAGUGUUCUAUCCUCAAAGAUGGGAUGCAAGAAACCAGAACAGCUUUCUAGCGAAGAAUGCGUUGACACCAGGACUUGCUGCACCUGGUCUAGAGUAUCCUAUUAUUCACAAACCGGUAAGGGGAGCAUUCAUCCCUUUCAGCGAUGGAUUCCGGGCUUGUCUGGGGAAGAAAUUUUCCCAGGUCGAAUUUGUUGUCGUGUUGUCAGUCCUUUUCCGUGAUUAUAAGGUCGAACUUGCAGAUGACAGCCCAGAAGCUCGUAAGGAUGCUGAAAGAGUGCUGCAAGAGAGUGUCUCAGUGUUGACGCUAUCGAUGAGAGAGGAUGUCCCACUGCGGUUUCAGAGGAGAAAGGACUAG
Aspergillus thermomutatus is the source of this 1488-nucleotide messenger RNA. RefSeq names its product cytochrome P450. The record is from RefSeq and is a predicted model, not a curated record. Gene Ontology annotation, molecular function: monooxygenase activity; iron ion binding; heme binding. The coding region runs from base 1 to 1488 and encodes 495 amino acids. The transcript is spliced from 4 exons. Lineage: Eukaryota; Fungi; Ascomycota; Eurotiomycetes; Eurotiales; Aspergillaceae.